Hypoxylon fragiforme is the source of this 1311-nucleotide messenger RNA. RefSeq lists its product as uncharacterized. Bases 1 to 993 code for a protein of 330 amino acids. The record is from RefSeq and is a predicted model, not a curated record. The transcript is spliced from 4 exons. NCBI's taxonomy places the organism in Eukaryota, Fungi, Ascomycota, Sordariomycetes, Xylariales, Hypoxylaceae.
AUGUCUUCCUCGAUCAAUGAUGGCGAUGUCAUUGACGUUGCCACUGCCCUAGGUCUCAUGCAACUUGAAGACGCAUCUCCAGCGAGCGCCAACCACGAUGAUUCCGAUGAUCUCAUUGAAUUUGAUCAUAGUGACACUGGUGAUGAUGCUGGCAUGUCCGAUGGCCAUUCCGCUGACAAUGCCGCCGCCUCUGGCCCUGGCCCCGCCACCUUUGAUAUCAUGCGCUUUUCACAUGACUUUAACAAUUCCGAGAACGGCAUUGUCGAGCGUAGUCAUGUCCAAGGCGGCCAUGAACCUGAUCUCAUCGAGCUCGAAGAUGACGUUGAUUUCGGUAUUGACAGCCCAGGAACCUUUCAUCAGUUCCGACGUCUCCCGUAUGUAAUCCGAAAGCGCAUCUGGGAGCAAGCUUUAUACGACGAGAACCGCAUCGUUCAAAUCGUGGUAGAUGAGACCGGAAUCGCUGUGAAGGACGCCCCGAUGAUCAAGAUGAUGUUCGUGUGCUUAGAAGCAUAUUACCUCGUGAUGGAAACCUAUCGUCGUUUCACACCGGGAGAGACGAUGAGGCUAUCUCCUCAAUCUUGCCUAGGAGACGGCUUUCUCUUGUCUCCCAAGUACGACAUCUGCAUGAUCGGAGGCCUUCCCGAGGUUUUCGGCCGAUUUGUUACCGAUGCGGUCUUGCAGUUCCGCGAGGAUAUUACUGCGGCUCCACGGUUCCUCCCGAUGUACAAAAUGCAGGCCCUCCUCACCCACGAUAAGUUCAGACGAGUGGGACUUUGGGAGAGUGAAGUUCACGUCCCUCUGCACAUUGGUAAUCUUGCUGCACAGCAACUGAUUUCCUGGUGGCUCUCUGUCGACGAGAUCUGGGUCAUUCUACACAAUGUCUUCGUCGCCGCCUCCGAAAAAUACUGGGCAGAAGGUCGCGCUGAGGAAGCAAGCUUCCUAGACUGGUACGGCCCCGAUUACGUUCGGACGCAGAUAGAAGAAGACUAUUAAGUUUCUACCUCGGGAGAACUUAAGUAUCUUCACUAUUGCUACUACAACUGCUAGUUUCAUACCUAUCUAGGUAAUGAGAUACUACUGCAAUUUGCUACCUCUACAGAGAGGAUACGGAAUCUAACCGUGGGAAUCGUUCGAGCCAUUUAAACGGCAGUCGAACAAGAUAUUUGCGCAUGCGUUCUACACCAGGCCUUCUACGAUAGUUAGUUAGGUACACAGAUAAAAUACCAAAAACAUGAUGAAAAAAAAAACGUUCCAAGGUUGUGAUUGCUCUUCUUCUCACUGUUACCGAGAGUAUAUGAUCUUUCGUGAAGC